GUUACUGAAAAGGUUAAAGCUAGAGAUCGACCUCGUGCACGCGUACGUACGCAGAAACGGGUCAGGCUGUCACUACGUACCAGCAGCAGCUUAUCAUGAUGCUGAAGCCGGUGUACCGCGUGCCGCAUCCGCUGGCAGGGAACAAGGUCCAGCUGACCGUCUUCGACCGCGCCGCCAUCGACACCUACGUCCCCAUCGCGUUCGCCUACCCUGCCCCGGCGCCGUCCAACGAGGCUCUCAAGGAGGGCCUCCUCCGAGCCAUCGCGCCGUACCCUCACCUGCUAGGGCGCUUCGCCGUCGACGGCCACGGCCGGCGAUUCCUGCACCUCAACAAUGAGGGCGUGCUCGUCAUAGAGGUCGAUGUCCCGGCCGACUUGGCGGACGUGCUGGCAACCGGCGGCGGCAUGACCCCGGUCGUCGCCGGCUUUUACCCUACAGUGCCGGAGGAGAGCGUUGGAGCGGCGCUGCUGCAGGUCAAGCUCAGCCGGUACAGAUGUGGCGGCCUGCUGCUCGGCGUCAUAUCCCACCACCACAUCGCCGACGGCACGGCAGCGAGCUCAUUCUACUGCGCGUGGGCGGCUGCGGUGCGCGAGGGCAAGGACUUCGACGUGCCGUCCCCUUUCAUAGACCGUGCGGCCACGGCCGUGCCCCGCAGCACGCCCAAGCUGGUUUUCGACCACCGGUCCAUCGAGUUCAAGCGCAGUUCCAGCCAGGCCCAUGCCGUUCUACCCAUGGAAAAGAUCAAGAACAUCACCGUGCACUUUCCUGCAGAGUUCAUCGCCGAGCUCAAAUCCCGCGUGGGAGCACGUUGCAGCACGUUCCAGUGCCUGCUGGCGCACGUGUGGAAGAAGGUGACGGCGGCGCGGGGUCUGAGUCCGGACGAGUUCACGCGGGUGAGGGUGGCCAUCAACUGCCGUGGCAGGGCCAGCCCACCCGUGCCAAUGGACUUCUUCGGGAACAUGGUGCUCUGGGCGUUCCCGAGGCUUCAGGUCCGAGACCUGCUGGGGCUGAGCUACGGCGCCGUGGUGGGGGGCAUCCACGAAGCCGUGGCGCGCAUCGACGGCGAGUACAUUCAGUCGUAUGUGGACUUCGGCGGAGUGGCGGACGCCAACGGGGAGGAGCUCGCGGCGACGGCAACCGUCGGGACGAUGCUCUGUCCGGACAUAGAGGUGGACAGCUGGCUUGGGUUCACGGCCCAUCAGCUCGACUUUGGAACCGGACCGCCUUCCGCGUUCCUGCCAUGGUUGCCAGUCGAGGGGAUGAUGGUCUUCGUGCCGUCGCGCACAGCCAAGGGCAGCGUCGACCUCUUCAUGGCCCUCGCGGAGGAUCAUGUCGCCGCCUUCAAUGAGAUUCGCUACUCCCUCGAUCUUCUAUCAUCUAGGAUAUAAGAAUUAAUUUGAGGGUCAUUGGCCGGUUUUAC
Triticum urartu is the source of this 1420-nucleotide messenger RNA. RefSeq names its product tryptamine benzoyltransferase 1-like. Gene Ontology annotation, molecular function: acyltransferase activity, transferring groups other than amino-acyl groups. The record is from RefSeq and is a predicted model, not a curated record. Lineage: Eukaryota; Viridiplantae; Streptophyta; Magnoliopsida; Poales; Poaceae.